Stomoxys calcitrans (stable fly) is the source of this 1577-nucleotide messenger RNA. RefSeq lists its product as uncharacterized. Bases 430 to 1500 code for a protein of 356 amino acids. Gene Ontology annotation, biological process: regulation of transcription by RNA polymerase II. The transcript is spliced from 2 exons. NCBI's taxonomy places the organism in Eukaryota, Metazoa, Arthropoda, Insecta, Diptera, Muscidae. Gene Ontology annotation, molecular function: RNA polymerase II cis-regulatory region sequence-specific DNA binding; DNA-binding transcription factor activity, RNA polymerase II-specific; protein dimerization activity. The record is from RefSeq and is a predicted model, not a curated record.
AUAUGCAUUUUGCUAAUCAUUUUAAGUAUUUUCUUAAUUUUAAAAAAUCUCUUCUCACCUCCUCUUGCCAUUUAAUGCCACCACACUAGUAAACCAUUGCAAUUUGUCGUGUUAAGGGUUGUUUUCCUUAUCAGCAUCCAAACACUCGCCUUGUCGUUGGCAUUGUUGUCAUAAAAUGAUGCUAAGCACCGCCUUCUUGUACAGGAGAUAUUCACACGAACCGAAAGAGGGGUGGGGGUGAGUAACUACAACACGGACAAAUAAAAGCAAAGGACUAUGAAAAUGGUAGAGCGAAUGUGUGUGUGUGCGUGAACAUAUAGCAUUUUUUGCUACAAAUAAAAAGCGCUUGCAGCAAUUCAGGACAUUUCCAAUUAGACAGAGCUCAGUAAAGGACCAAACUGUGAAUAGAGUUUUCUUCUGAAUAUAACAAUGGCUUGGUCAGAAAAUGAAGAUAGACAAGCCAAAACAGCCUUGGAUAUGGAAAAUUCUAAGCUUCAAUCAAGAAAUGGACCAUCAUCGCCUAAUGUGGAUAUUAAUUCGAAUGCAUCUUCAACACGUCCUUUGUGUGGCAAACCACCAGCAUUGAUAUCAAAUCAAUCAUCGCAAAAUUUUAUAAAUCCCAAAUUGGAAAAUUUAUCUGAUGGCGAAUUAUCGGAUUUUUCUCUAAAUGAUACCGAAGAAGAUGAAGAAGAAUUUCGUAAUUGUGUGCUAUUAAAUGGCUCUCAAAAUGAAGCAACGGCGCAUCGUCGCCCCUCAUCAUCUCCUCGUAAUUGUCUACCCAUGGGUGGUUCUUCACCUCCACUACUUGCCGCUUUGGGUUCCUCCACCACGGAGGUCUUUGAUAAAAAUGGAUUUCCUUUGGUGCGUAAAGUUUUUACCAAUACCCGUGAGAGAUGGCGUCAACAAAAUGUGUCCAGUGCCUUUGCCGAAUUAAGGAAACUGGUUCCCACACAUCCUCCAGAUAAGAAAUUAUCAAAAAAUGAGAUACUACGCUCAGCCAUAAGAUAUAUCAAACUUUUGACUCGGGUGCUGGAAUGGCAAAAGGAACAGGAUGAUAAACAACAGCAAGAGGAAAAUGAACCCAAUAACAAUAAUAGACCCAUAACCCUGAAUGGUCAUUUAAAUGGCAAUAAUGUGGCGGCAGGAGUUGAUAAACGUGUUAUCAACAGCUUCCUAGGACAUCGUCAGCAUUCCUCAACUGUUAACAACAAUUUGUUGAUGAUAGCUCCUAUGCCGUCGCUGGUGACACACUUUAUAAAAACUGAAUUGGCCGAUGUGCCAGACACUUCUUUGACGGCAGCAACAAAUCGCGGUGGUACACAGGUACCCAUAACACAGUCCUUGCCAUUAUCGGCAGCUAGAAGUGGUGCCAAUUCUGCCAAGAUUCUUAAGACUUGUAAGAGAAAAUCUACCGAGGAAAGUGGCUCCAAAGAGGAUAAGAAGCGUAAAAAGGAUGCGGGUGGUUCAGUUAUGUCUUCAUGCUCCAAUAAUCGCAUAUAAAAUUAAAUGUUAUUGAAAACUGGUUCUUAUAUUAGCAAAGUGUAUAUGGACCACUUAAAGUGGUCUUCAAGAGAUAA